CAGUUACAUUCUUUUGCUCGCUGUCUCUCUUUUUGAUUAUUAUUUUCCUUCUCCUCUCGACGUUCUUUAAGGCGCAGUUUGCCAAGCUUUCGUUUCUGGCAUUCUCCCUCCGUCGCGGUUGUUGUUUGUGGGCGUGAGAAAGUUUGAGACAAUAUCGUCGUCUAUCCAAUCGUUUUAAUGCGGCUCACCGUCGCGACAUGCUUGACAGCGGCUCUCCUGCCGUGGAUGGCAGGAGCUGUGAGCUCGACUGACCAGUAUCAAGAUGCAGACACCGCACAAUCCGGUUACCUACCUAAUCAUAAUGUUGAUCCGACCAAGCUGUCCCAAUAUGUUCAUUCUUGGUCCAGUACUUUUAAUGCUCAGGAAUACUUCAGUGCGAAACCCAUCACAUACACCCCUAAUGGAUACGCCCACGAGCUGGUCAUCACCGCAUCCCACCAGAACAUUGUUCGCGUCCUGGAUGGAUUGACCGGCGCCAUUCUCUACACCAGAACCCUGGACCCACCCUUCCAAGCGACAGAUUCAGACUGUGGUGAUAUCUCGCCGACGAUUGGCAUCACAGGAACUCCUAUUGUUGAUCCAGCGACCGAUAUCAUGUACUUCUUCAGCAAGGGAUACAAGGGUGCUGCAACCGGCAGUGGAACUCUGAAUGGACAAUACAAGUUCUACGCUGUGCAACUUCCUGGAUUGACUGACAUUGCUGGGUUCCCGAUUAUCAUGGAGGGACACUAUGCGACCAACGACAAUACCCGUUAUUUUGUUGGUGGUACACUUUUGCAACGACCAGGUCUAGCUAUGAUUGGCAACAGUAUCGUUGCAGGAUUUGGUGGCCAUUGUGACAAUUUCAACUACACAGGAAUGCUCGUCUCUGUCAGCAAGACGACAGCAACUGUUACCAACAUGCAAGCCAUGGUAGCCGCUCCAGGUGCUCCAUCACCCCAGCCAACAAACUACCAACAACAAACCGGUGGCAAAGCUGGUAUCUGGCAUGGUGGAAUGGGUCUUGCUGUCAACGGUGACAAUGUUUACUUCGCAACUGGAAAUGGUGUUGGUGCCGGUGUGAACAAGGUCCAAGGCACAGCUGCAAGUGGCAAUACCUACAGCAGCACGCUCGAACAAGUCGUGGCCAAAUUUGCUGUGGAUCCCAACGUUGGAACACUAACCCAAGCCGAUUACUUCGAGCCCUACAACUUCGACACCGUACUCGAUGGAGGUGACUCGGAUAUGGGCUCAUCAGGUGUCGCUUUACUGGAUCGAAAUACAUUCCAAGCGCCUGGUGUAGGAGUUAAUGGUAUUGCGGUUUCUUCCGGGAAGGAUGGCAUUGUCUACAUCAUGAACGCCGAUAAUCUAGGAGGUUUCUACAAUGGAAAGAAUGGAAUUCAAGACGCCACUCUCCAGCAGAUCGUCGUCAGUGGAGCUAAGUUCUAUGGAGGUGUGGGAAGUUACCCAGGUGAAGGCGGAUAUCUCUACUUCUGUCCUACUGGAGGACCACUCUAUGCAUACAGUUAUUCAUUGGACAGGAGUGGGAACCCCCUUUUCACCCUCGCUGGCCAAGGAGGCAGUAACUUGGCUUGUACAGGAAACCCCACAGUCACCAGUUUGAAUGGUCAAGCAGGCUCAGCUAUCGUCUGGCUCGCGGAUACCAACCAGGGUGUUGUAGCAUUCCACGCCGUUCCCGCCAACGGAAAUUUGACUCAAAUCCCUCUCGGUUGGGCAUCAGGGCGAUUGAACAAGUAUCAACGACCAGUCUUCGGUAAUGCCAGGAUUUAUACCACGGAGAACAAUGUGCUUUACGCCAUUGGAGGACCUGCAGGAACUGCGUCGAGUUCAUCGUCAAAACCAACGUCAACGUCAAGCAGCUCGAAAUCUACAGUGUCGUCAACGGUUUCCACUUCUGUUUCAUCUUCGGUAUCCAAAAGUUCCAGCAGCUCUGUUGUAACCACGUCAUCAUCAUCAAGCAAAGUAUCCUCCAGCUCAAGUUCUAGCGUUUCAAGUUCCAGCAGUUCGUCAAAGCUGUCGACUUCUUCAUCGCCAAGCUCCAGCAGCUCAUUGUCAACCUCGAGCAGUGUGUCCAAGACCAGUAGCUCCUCAACGGUAUCAACUCAGUCAUCCUCGACCACCUCGUUCGUUUCCAGUAGCACGGCAUCGGGCAAUGUGGUCUACACAACCACCGGCCUCAAUGCAGCAGAACCAUCUGUUAUCAGCACAUUCAACUACAUUGGAUGUUACUCAGAUCUCAUCGAUGGCACCACUCGAUCACUUGCAGCUAACAAGUUCAUUUACGAUCCCAUGACCCUCGAAUCUUGCGCUCAAAACUGUACCGGAUACGAUUUCUUUGGAACCGAAUAUGGGCGAGAAUGUUAUUGCGGCUACACAUUGAACUCUACCCUUCGAGCUCUCGACAGUACUUGCAACACACCAUGUUCUGGAAACUCCGCCGAGCUUUGCGGAGCCGCUGACCGCCUUUCCGUUUACGAAAGUAAGACUUAUGUUGCGCCUCCUACCGGACCUCAACACAAAGCAGUGGUCGGUACUUAUGGAUGGAUCGGUUGUUAUACUGAGGCGACAAGCAUGCGUGCUUUGUCUUCGAAGAGUUUCACUAACUCUACGAUGACGGUUGAGCAGUGUGUGAAUUACUGCUCAGGGUAUACGUAUGCCGGUGUGGAGUACGCUACUCAAUGUUAUUGCGGAAAUGUUCUCAACACAGGCAGUGUCUUGGCUGCAACAACCGAUUGUAACAAGGUCUGCCCAGGAAACUCACUGGAGUACUGUGGUGCCGGAAAUAGGUAACUUUCAUUCCUCUUCCCCUUUGCGAGCUCAUUACU
This is a messenger RNA of Mollisia scopiformis, 2825 nucleotides long. RefSeq names its product WSC-domain-containing protein. Bases 178 to 2790 code for a protein of 870 amino acids. The record is from RefSeq and is a predicted model, not a curated record. Lineage: Eukaryota; Fungi; Ascomycota; Leotiomycetes; Helotiales; Mollisiaceae. The transcript has 10 exons.